GCGAAGCUACCAAGACUUUAAACCCUGGUUAUAUCAGUGGUUUCUAUCUAAACUACUGUCCAUCCUUUUAUGAGGACAAGUUUUUUAUCGGUUCAACCAUAGUGCCAGGAGCAUAUUCUGGGCUUGGUGCCCACUACUUUAACACAAAGCUGACGCUUAUUGGACGUGUUACUACUGAUAAUACACUAACUACGAAAAUGAAAGCCGUUAUAACUGAUAAGUUGACCGUGAAGGCACAGACACAGCUGAUAGAUGAGUCACGUUUGUUUGACACACUAGUCAGCUUUGAAUACAUGGCUCUAAACUACAAAGCUCAAUUUCAACUCGGGAGCAAAGGUCUAACUGCAGCAACAUAUAUUCAGGUUUCACUCGCCACUGAUUUUGUGUACAAUUGUUUUUCAAGAGAUGUUAAAGCUAGUGUUGGACGUGACUGCGAGAUUUCUAGAUUUUGGUCUCGUGUUCAGGGAAAGAUUGAUUCUAACGGUGUUGCAUAUGCAUGUCUUGAAAAACAAUUAAAAAUGGGACUCGAGUGUGUUCUAUCUGCAAGUUUGGAUCAUAAGAACAAGGAUUACAGGCUUGGUUUGGGCUUAGCAUAUGGCUCACCACCACUCUCUUCUGAUGAUCUUCAGCGUUGAUCCCUUACUUCGUCUUCAAGUCGGUUCAGAUGAGAUUCUUCCAUGGGAAUGGAUGCAGGGAAAGUAAAUUAGCUUUUUAGGUCCACAUUUGUUUCCUUGAUUAACUAGUAUAUAAGUAGUAAUCAUUGAUGAAAUCAAUUGAUAAAUGAUAUCUUAAAAUUAAAAAAUAUAUAUUAAAAAGCAAA
Arabidopsis lyrata subsp. lyrata is the source of this 820-nucleotide messenger RNA. Its product is annotated as mitochondrial import receptor subunit TOM40-1. Gene Ontology annotation, biological process: protein import into mitochondrial matrix. Lineage: Eukaryota; Viridiplantae; Streptophyta; Magnoliopsida; Brassicales; Brassicaceae. Gene Ontology annotation, cellular component: mitochondrial outer membrane translocase complex; mitochondrial outer membrane. Gene Ontology annotation, molecular function: transmembrane protein transporter activity. Bases 198 to 635 code for a protein of 145 amino acids. The record is from RefSeq and is a predicted model, not a curated record. The transcript has 8 exons.